Messenger RNA from Drosophila subobscura, 2207 nucleotides. RefSeq names its product protein phosphatase 1L. Gene Ontology annotation, molecular function: protein serine/threonine phosphatase activity; cation binding. Gene Ontology annotation, biological process: positive regulation of canonical NF-kappaB signal transduction; negative regulation of canonical NF-kappaB signal transduction; protein dephosphorylation. The record is from RefSeq and is a predicted model, not a curated record. Gene Ontology annotation, cellular component: nucleus; cytosol. Bases 225 to 1829 code for a protein of 534 amino acids. Lineage: Eukaryota; Metazoa; Arthropoda; Insecta; Diptera; Drosophilidae. The transcript has 6 exons.
ACGAUACGUAAAACAAAACGGGAACAGACGGGCAGCUCGCAGCGGAAAAUAAGACAAAAAUUCGUAAAAAUACGGCCAAAGCAGAGCCAGAGCAGAUUCGAUUCGACCCGGCUGACGUGCAGCGUCAAGUGUUUCCUACAGACUGAUUCCAUCGCUUGUACGGACCACCAAACCAUCUGCGACCUACAUCUGAGAGACAGCCAGCAUCAGCGUCAGCCCUUUCCAUGGACGACGAACUGGAAGAUAAGGUGUUCUAUCAGACAUACGUUUCCCACAUGAAAAUCCUAUCGAAAUUCGCGGUGGGCUUCUCCUCCAUAAAUUCCCCACUGGCCUACAUAUGGAAGCUGUGCCGCCUUUAUGUCCUACGGCCGGAGGUAGUUUUCUGCGGCCUCAUUCUGUUCGUCUUGUUGAUAUAUUUGCAAGCGGUAGAUGUGUGGGGUCGCAGCAUUCUGGGGCGCAUCCAGGCCUCAUUGGGUCGCCAGAAGACUGCGAAAAUGAUGGAGAUGUCAGCCAUGGCCGGGGACCACCAGAGCUGGGAGGAAGUCAAGCAGCAAAGCUCAGCCUUCGCUGUACUCGGACGUAGACCACGCAUGGAGGAUAGAUUCAUUCUUGAGGAGAACAUCAACAACAACACAGGCGUCUCCUUCUUUGCGGUCUUUGAUGGCCAUGGUGGAGAGUUUGCCGCUGAUUUUGCCCGGGAUGUGCUUGUGAAGAACAUCUACAACAAGAUAAUUGAAAUGUCCAAGCUGCUGAAGACCGAGUCUGCCGGCGGAGCCGGCGACUAUGACAAGAGCCCCUACCUAGCACGCAAGCAGAGUGGCCGCAAGGAUACCGCCAACAAGGAGAACACAGAGCCCGGCGCUGCGUCCUCCGUUUCACGGCGAGACAGUUUGCGCAAGGCUCACAGCACCACGGCCGAUUGCAGUGCCAUAAAGCAGAAGACAACGGAGGCAUCCAUUGCCGACAUUUACACGGCCCAGCUGAAUGUGGCGAUGAGGGCCAGCGGCAAUGCGGCGGCCAUGGGCUCUUCGUUUCUCAACAACAACAAUAAUGCACAGAAUGGCGGCACAAACGCACCACCGCCCGAUCUCGAGGCCAAGUGCUACAUCGAGAAUGGACGCAUUAACUUUGGGAAGCUGAUCACAGACGAGAUCCUGUCCGCUGACUACAAGCUGGUGGAAAAGGCCAAGCAGACGACGAACAUUGCAGGCACCACAGCCUUGAUUGCCAUUGUUCAUGGGACCAAGUUAAUUGUUGCCAAUGUGGGUGACUCCCGGGGCGUCAUGUACGAUUCGCGUGGCAUCGCCAUACCGCUGUCCUUUGACCACAAGCCCCAGCAGGUGCGUGAGCGUAAGCGGAUACAUGAUGCUGGUGGAUUUAUUGCUUUCCGGGGGGUUUGGCGCGUGGCUGGAGUGCUGGCCACAUCGCGUGCAAUGGGAGAUUAUCCGCUGAAAGAUAAGAACCUAGUAAUUGCCACGCCUGACAUACUGACCUUUGAGUUGAACGAUCACAAGCCCCACUUUCUGAUACUUGCCUCUGAUGGGCUCUGGGACAUAUUCAGCAAUGAGGAGGCUUGCGUCUUUAUACAGGAGCAUCUUAAGGAGCCGGACUACGGCGCCAAAGCCAUCACAAUGGAGUCGUACAAGCGCGGCUCUGUGGACAACAUAACCGUCGUGGUGAUUGUCUUUAGGAAUGAUGUCUAUAAAAUUGGUGGUUCAUCAGCGGGCAAGCUAGCAGACGCUCCUGCAGCUGCUGCUGCUGCACCAUCGUUGGCCAAAUCCCCCUCCGUCGCUGCUGUGCAACGCUCGAAUUCAAUCAAAACCAAAUGAGGAGUGCCCCAGAGUGCCUGCUUUAAAGGAAUAUUUAGCUUUCCCCCAGCCUGGCCACCCGUCCCUUAUCUAGUUAGGCGAGAUGUAAAACUCUUCGUUAAAUGUUAAAUGAAUCCAAAGGCAAGCACCCCACAUACACCACAGACACAAGCAUCACAUACGUUUGAGGUUCCUUUGGGAAUCCCAUUUAUUGUUGUCCCAUUACCUCAUGCCCCUACACUUUGUUUCCUACCACACACACACACACACGGUACACCACCCAUCUUCGGACGUAAUUAUUUAUUUAAAUUAUUUGUUAUACGAUAAUUGUAAAAAUAGAAACAUUUUCUAAAAGGUGUUUACAAUAAAGAAAGCAUUGCAAAAUGCAGAAAAAUCUUA